Molecule: messenger RNA, 1635 nt
Organism: Armigeres subalbatus
Lineage: Eukaryota; Metazoa; Arthropoda; Insecta; Diptera; Culicidae
Gene: Sar1
Product: GTP-binding protein SAR1
Exons: 6
Coding region: 301-882 (193 amino acids)
Biological process (GO): endoplasmic reticulum to Golgi vesicle-mediated transport; vesicle organization; intracellular protein transport
Cellular component (GO): endoplasmic reticulum exit site; COPII vesicle coat
Molecular function (GO): GTP binding; GTPase activity
Source: RefSeq, a predicted model, not a curated record
ACGUAAAAAGAGCGCAGCGAGCGAGUGACGACGACGAAGACAGCCAAUCAAAACGCGAGGCGAAAAAAAAGUGUGUGAAGAAGAGUGCUCUCCAUCAUCAUCACCAGGAACAUUCGGGGGUGAGAAAUAAUUCCGUGAAUUCUUAGUUCAAUCCGCGAUCCAGGUCGGAUAUUCCAUCGUGGAUCCCAAUUAGACGCUGCCAGCUUCAUUUUGCGCUAGUCCCACGCAUUGCGUCUGAUCUAGCGCUCUUGUAGUUAAACAAGUUUUAGAGGAUUUUAGAAUCUAUAUAGCGGCACGAAAAUGUUCAUCUGGGAUUGGUUUACCGGUGUCCUGGGAUAUCUGGGCCUAUGGAAAAAAUCCGGCAAACUACUAUUCUUAGGUUUGGAUAAUGCCGGUAAAACGACUUUGUUGCACAUGCUCAAGGAUGACAGAUUGGCGCAGCACGUACCAACGUUACAUCCCACGUCCGAGGAGCUGUCCAUUGGUAACAUGCGAUUCACCACAUUUGAUCUGGGUGGACAUACGCAAGCUCGUCGCGUUUGGAAGGAUUAUUUCCCAGCAGUGGAUGCGAUCGUGUUCUUGAUCGACGCCUGGGACCGCAGCCGUUUCACCGAGAGCAAAAACGAACUGGAUUCAUUGCUAACUGACGAAGCCCUGUCCAACUGCCCGGUGCUCAUCUUGGGCAAUAAAAUCGACAAACCAGGCGCAGCUAGCGAGGAUGAGCUUAGGAAUCACUUUGCCCUAUAUCAAUUAACCACCGGAAAGGGUAAAGUGGCGCGUAACGAACUCCCCGGACGUCCACUGGAACUGUUUAUGUGUUCGGUACUGAAACGACAGGGUUACGGAGAAGGUUUCCGCUGGCUCGCUCAGUACAUUGACUAAUAAAAGAGAUCCGAUUUGUGCGCUAGAGAUGUAAAACAAUUGACAAACUAAGAUCAAUGGCUGCAGCGCGGUAACAACCAACGAUUGGUGUUAAACAACAUACAUAAAAGAAACACAAACACACACAUACUUAUAGAAAGCGCAUGAGAAAACUAUUGCAAUCUUCUCUAUUGCAAUUUAAGUUAGGGCAACCUUGGUAGUUUUCCGGGCAAUGGGUCUAAAAAGUAUUUAGGGUCGCGUGAUAUUUAAUAAAAGAAAAUAGUUGAAACCAAUUGAAAUAGAACUUAUGUUUUGAACAACGUGAAUCAUUUAAAUACACAACACAAUGAGCAAGAAUACAUCAGAUAGUCAACGCAAUUGAUGUUGUUUUCAGAUGUGUUCAGCAUUGUCGGUAAUAAUGUGUUUGUUUUUGAAAAAAAAAAACAUUACAUAAAACAGGAAACCCCUUAACGCAUCCAUAGCUAAAACGUUUUAUUACUUGUAUGUUUGAUCCUAUUUUUUCAACUUGUGUUAUUUUAUUGUUUUGUAUUCAACCGAUAGGUAAUUAUUCCGUCUCCCUAAACGAAUAGUGUUGGCAUUUAGUUUAUCUACUUCCAAAUCCAUCGAUAAAAAAGACAUAGCGAGGAACUUACAGCCCAUCCUCAACUGCUUACAAGGGAACUACAAAAAAAGAUCAGAUUUGUGAACAAAAAUCAGGCAUUAUGUUAUCUACCAAUCAAUAAACUCCAGAAUUUUUAGAUAUAAAACUACAAA